AUGGAAGCCGCGACCAUCUCUGCUUCACGCCCCAUUCUCGUGUCCGGCUCCGGCAGCGCCGGACUCCCGAAAUUGGCGUUUCCCCGCCGGAAGUUUACCGUGCGAGGUCCCCAGGUUAGCUUCUCCGUCUCCAGAUUUAUGCGGUGCCUGUGCUUGGUGUCAUCUAUGUUGUUCUCUUGGUUGGGCUUCACGAUGGUGGAUCGAUUAAAGAGCGUCUUUCUGGCCUACAUUUCCGAGUUUGCUUUUUGUGUCCGUCUGGACGAAAGUGUGCCUGGCCCUCGUUGGCUUUAUUUCCAAAUUUCCUUUCACCUGAAAUAUGGGUGAUUAAGAUUUAUAAAGAAUACUUCAAGCAUGGAACUGCCGUCGAAAGGAGUUAGUUGUGUGAGAUAGAGUUGAUGACGGUAUUUGUUGUUAAGUCUGUGAGAUAAGCUCUUUUAUAUCAAUAGAUUCGAAUUUCUUCUAAUGCUUCUGUGUUUGAAUUAAAUUUUAGUUGCCUUAUAAAUGCGAUUAUUUUUAUUUAUGGUUGAUUAGUGAAGAUUUUUUUAUGUAUGAAUUGAUGCACUUCUGAAAGCAAGUUCUGCCUACUGGUUUAAUCUCUCAACUGGACGUGUUAUUCAACAGUUUCUGCAAUGGAAGUGUCCGGGCGAUUCGAGAGUCACGGUUUAUUAUGGUGGGAUGUGUUCAUGUAAUCUGACGAACUCCAGUGGAGGGCCAAGACGUCGCAACAAUUUGAAAAUUGACAAGAAGGAAUCAGCAUGCGGUCUUAUUUUCCGUCCUGUUCAGGCAUUUCACAGCUUAUCCUCUCAUUAUCUGUUGGUGCUUAAUCAUCACGGAAGUUUGAAAUCUUUGCGAUCUUUAGUCGUCCUACACAAGAUAAAAUAUUGGAAAGAGAAAUUCUGGCACUCUUUCUCGAUCUUUUUCUUUCGUCUAGCCGUGGGUGUGAUGCUCAUACUGUCAGUUUCGGUUAGCAUCAACAAGUCACCAACAUGUACGUAUAUUCCUUGAUGGAUUUUUUUGUCUGGACUUUGGGAUUUGGUUUACUAUAUGAACUGUGAUUUCUAACUAUUUACUAUAAUGGCUUAUGAUAACCCUAAUUUGUAUCUGACGCUAAAUUUAGGGGCACUUAAUGAAGAAAAUCUCCUUUUCUUGGAGGCAUGGAGAACAGUUGAUCGUGCAUAUUUUGACAAAAGCUUUAACGGGCAAAGUUGGUUUAGGUAUCGUGAGGAAGCACUACGCAAUGAACCAAUGAAUACACGAGAGGAGACAUGUAUGGGCUUUGACUUUAUAACUAUGAAUUGCCCGAGAUUAUAUCUGUCAUUAUUUGAAAUAGUUUGUUGAUGUUUCAUUUUCAGUCUAUCACACUUCUGGUGUAUGACCAUAUGAAUAUGACGUCAUGUGUUUUAUAUUUAUAUGGUUUUGAUGUUCGCGUGCAAAACCAUGAUGCUUUAGCAAUUUGACAUUUUGAUCGGAGUGAAACAUGCUUAUGAAGAUAUUUCUCUGCUGUGUGAAGCAUGGAGGAAAAAUCUCCUGUGAGACUGCCAUAGGAUUUCCUAUGCAUUUUUGACUUGCUCGUCUAUCUAAAAAUGGCUAAUGGUUAGAUAAUUGUAAUUUUAUCUUCUCUCUUUUCGUGUGCUUGCCUUGUAUGUGUAAAGCAGUCCUUUUACCUGCGGGAUGCAUUCUAUUAGAAAGCCACGACAUCUACUGCUUCCCAAUUUUUUUCUCUUAUAUCUGUGCACCUGUUCUUUUUUCCGCCCCCAUAAAAUACCUAGAUAUGACUCUCUUAGAUUUUCUCGUAAGCAUUCACUCAAGUCUAUUUCUAAAAUCUUGUAUAUAAAUCGUGUCUAGAUAUGGCGAUCAAGAAGAUGCUUUCGACACUUGAUGAUCCUUUUACUCGCUUUCUAGAACCUGAAAAAUUCAGGAGUUUGCGGGUAAACAUUCUGACUCCGCAUUCUUUUUCCCCCUUUAGGCUUUGGGGUUAGGCACGUAGUUGAGAAACCUCAGCAUGCGCAUGAAUCUAUCCUAGUGGCAAUUUUUUUAGAUCUUUCAACUAAAAACUUUCACCUUUAUUUGAAGGCAGUCUGGCACUCAAGGUGCUCUCACCGGUGUUGGGUUGUCGAUUGGGUACCCUACAAGACUUGACGGUUCAGGUCUUGUGGUCAUAUCAGCAUCUCCAGGGGGACCUGCGAGUAAGGCUGGAAUUCUUCCUGGAGAUGUUCUUCUGACGAUUAACAAUAAAAGUACAGAGGACAUGGAUAUUUAUGAUGCUGCAGAGCGAUUGCAGUAAGUAUCCAUUUUUUCAGUAAUUUAUUUGCACUUCUUAUGACAAUUAAUUGUCUAACUAUAUAGACAAGAAAGCCAUCACAGUCAACUUUUUAAGAAGAAGAAUCUUGAUGGUCCGCUGUGUUAUUUAUGUGAAGAACUGGAUGCCUUCAAGGGGUUCAUCGUAAUGAUAUCUACGUUGGUGGUUAUUUUUGGCUUCGUGGUCCUAAAUGAUGCCAUUUCGAUAUGAAUUCUGAUUGUGUACAACAAUAGGCCCUGGCUGAAUGCAAAAUAGAAAGUAGGAGGUUGGUCAAGAUAUGAAUAUCUGUGCUCAAGGAAAUUUUCCAAGGAGAGUGGUACCAACCUAGACCUUCCGAGAUUUCCUCUCCUGGCGCACAUAAGUGAACAGUGCUAUUUUUCUCCCGAUUGUAUUCCGCUCUCUUUCCUUUUCUUAUCAUCUAACAUAGCAAUUCUGGGAGUCACAGGAUUGGUUAUAUAGGGAACACUUGAAGGUGUUCUGAAGGCCAUGAAUAGGACCUAUUUUGUGAAAUAUUCCUCAAAAUUACGGAAUAAAAUAUUUGAAAAUUUUGUGAGGUUUGCCUCAGAGAUGAGGUGGCUCCUCAAUGCCUUGAGCCGGGCAAUGCAAAAAGAUUUUCGCCAGUUGCCGUACCUAAAUAUGAGAACAAAGAUGAGAAGACCUUUCAUGUGCUUCAUGCUCAUUGAGAACAAAGAUGAUGAAAUAAGAAUAAAGGAAAAAACUACCGUACUAUCUUCUGCAUGUUUAUAGAAGUUUUCUACGAUUUAUCCAUUAUUAUAUAGUUUUCCCUUUUGUGCAUGGCUGCACUGUUUUUCUUUUCUUUCUGCUGUCUGCAACCCAUUCUUUUUGUUUAUUAUUCGUCAACGAGUUUGCAAUUUAUCUCCAAAGCCUCUCAUGUGGUACUUCCAAAUCCUAAUGUUUCUCAGAGGGCCUGAAGGAAGCUCGGUGGAAUUGGACAUUCGGAGUGGUUCUGAAAUUAAGCACAUUGCUUUAACGUAUGGCUUCUGAUGUGUUCCUUGAUUAUCAUAAAUAUGGCAUAGCAUACAAAACUCUGGACAUUCUUCAACUUGAGUCUCUUGUGUAGGAGGGCAAAAGUUACCUUAAACCCUGUGAAGUCUAUACUCUGUGAUGUUGCUGGCACUGGGAAAAAUGAUUCCAGAAUUGGAUAUAUUAGGUUGACGACCUUCAACCAAAAUGCUUCAGGUAACCAUGAUUCUUGCUAUUAUCCCUUUUUAUGGUACAGAAAAGCGUGUUGUUGACGAAAUGACUCUGUUCUAUGUUCAUAUGCGCUUUUUACCUAGUUAAUCAUCACAGAUUCAGCAAAUUGUACAAAUACUAGUUCGGGUUAGCGUUGUUAUGGAUGCCUGUAGAAUCAAGUUAGUAAAUGCAGCUUUCUCCUCUUUUGAGGGCCGAUCUAUGAAUAAUUCAGUAUAUAUUUUUCUUUCCCCUUCUAUGCAAGUAUAUUUAAUAGGAAGUUCACAAUGUGGUAAAUAUAUUGUCGAUAGAUUUUAUGGAAUGCUUUAGAAGAGCUCCUUUUUUAAAAGUUUUUUAUUUUAAAUUUUCCAGUAUAAAUGAGUUAUUAAAUAAAUAAAUGGACUUCUAUAUUUACAUAAUCAAUUUUUCUCAUACUAAUCUGCAGCUUUUAAAUCAACAUCAAAAUUUCUUAUUUGAUAUGUCACUGAGUUGUUUGCUCUUUUUAUUUGUUGCAUCUACGGUAAGGAAAAAGACUGUUUAGACUAGUCAGUUACACGCAUAACUUUUCAUAAGUUCUGAUAUUACUUUUUCUGCUGACAUAUGAUCGCCCCUAUUUCUAUUCUUCCAGGUGCGGUGAAGGAAGCUAUAGAAAGACUAAGAGGCGAUAAUGUUAAAGCUUUUGUUUUGGACCUUCGGGAUAACAGGUACUAUGUUCAUCACUUAUGAGAAGAGACUUUCAUCCUUGACCGACAGACAUGAUUUGAUGCACUGGUCUCUGGUACAGUGGUGGUCUUUUCCCGGAAGGAAUUGAGAUUGCCAAGAUCUGGUAUGCUUCUGGUCUCCUUGAAAUAUUGUAUUGUCUCAUUUUUUUCUUAAUUUCGGUGACAUGAAUAUUCUAUCAAUUUGUAGCAUCUCAAAAAUUUUCUGGACAUAAAUAUUUAAAUUUAUUGAUGAAAUUGAAAAGUUUCUAUCCCUUUAAAUGGCUUUUGAAGUCUUGUGUAAAGUCUGGGAAGAUUACCGCCACACUCAGUGGCCCAAAAUAUUUUCCUCCAAAAAAAAAAAGAUGAACGGCAUUGCGUGUAUUAACAGAACAUUGAAUUCGUAAGAAUUGCAGCGUGGAAUCUGUGUAUUAACAGAAAAAUUAAUUAGUAAGGCCUGCAGCGUUGAAUCUGUGUAUAGACCGCGAAUUCUUUUUUUGCACAUGACCUUUGUUUGUUCUAACAACCAUUUGGAGGUAUGCUAUUUCAGGUUGCAGAAGGGUGUGAUCGUGUAUAUUUGUGAUAGUCGUGGUGUUCGUGAUAUAUAUGAGACGGAUGGAAGUGAUGCGAUUGCAGCAUCAGAACCACUGGCUGUUUUGGUAUAUUCUUAGUUUUAAUUCUCUAAAUUUCGGAGAACUUUGAUAUUAUAAGGUCUCGCGGUUUCUAUUUUAAGGAGAUCGUUGAUGCCUCAAGCUCUGUCCUUUCCUCCGAUAAUAUCAAUACUUGUUAAUUCACAGAUAUAAAUUUGACUCUUUUUUUUAUUAUUGAAAACUUCACGCAGUAAUUUAGUAUGCGCGAUGAUUAAUCCGUCCACAUCGAUCUUCCCGUAUUAUAUUUUUUAAAAGAUGCAAUAUUAGCCCAGUAAUCUGAUUCUGGCCUUUCUCUGGGUCUCAGGUAAAUAAAGGAACUGCGAGUGCAAGUGAGAUCCUGGCAGGAGCUCUGAAGGACAACAAGAGGGCGAUGAUAUUUGGGGAGCCCACAUUUGGAAAAGGGUAAACGAUCCCGGAGAGCCCGAUUCUCUUCUCGAAAUCUCCAGAUUUCACCACCCAUCAUCUCAGAAAGCGACCAUUUCUGCAUAUCACUGCAGGAAGAUCCAGUCAGUUUUCGAGCUCUCAGAUGGCUCUGGGCUAGCUGUUACAGUGGCCCGCUACCAGACACCCGCUCACACCGACAUUGACAAGGUUAAAUCCUAACCCUCGAUCAUAAAAACCCCCCGACUGGCCACAGCUGAUGAGAGGAACUCGUGCUAUAAUAUAACAUCAUGAACCGAUUUUAUUAGGAAAUCAUGAUUCAAAAAACCCGGAGCAUUUUUAUUUUGGACUUGAGAUUCUGGGGUCUAAAUCUAGGAAAAAAAAUAAUCUGGCCAACAUCCCUGGGCCUCUGUCUAUUUCUAAGAUUUUCACAAUACCCAGUGUAUUUUUAAUUUUGGAUACGAAAAUAUGGAGAAAAAUUGAACCGCCAGCAUCUGAAAAUUAAAGUAUCACAAUUAUAGCACUCCCCAGCCUUUGACUAUUUUUAUGCUUUUGACAUGACCCACUGUAUGUUUUUAUUUUUUUGGAUUUUUUGAGACCUAAAUAGAGAGAGAAAAAAAAAAACGUGCCGACACCUUUUGGCCUUUGUGUGUUUUCAAGCUUUUCCUUUGUUAUUUUCGGUUUUGGAGUUGAUUUUGGCGACCUAGAUAUAGAAAAAUAAUCCAGUGCAUUGUCAUUUUUUGGACUUUAUUCUGAGAUCCAUAUCUGGGGAAAAAAUCCACCAAAACCCAAGCCUCUGCCCAUCUCUACAAGCUUUUGAGGACUGCACUAUCACUGACUAUUUACCCAUUCUCUCUCUCUCUCUCUGUGCCUGUGGUUACGUGAAGGUGGGCGUGAUUCCAGACCAUCCGCUGCCAGCGUCCUUCCCAUCGGAUGGGGAUGGGAUUUGCCGCUGUCUGAAGGAUCCUUCCCUGUGCAACUUGAACAGUACAAGGCUGUUCUCCAGGUGA
This is a messenger RNA of Spirodela intermedia, 6229 nucleotides long. The record is from the annotation of a GenBank genome assembly. Lineage: Eukaryota; Viridiplantae; Streptophyta; Magnoliopsida; Alismatales; Araceae.